CAUGUACUGUGACUCCUCUUUUGCCGUAGGUUGACCUGAACAAGCUAAUGACGGCUGUGAAUGUAAGCCAUUGUCUGAGCCCCAGCCAUAAGCCUUUCGAGUCGCCCGGUGUGGUGGUGGAGCAGUCCCCCAUGGAGCGCACCAAAGGAUUCUUCACCGACGAAUCAGAGCCGCUGCUGCGCUGUGACUCCACUUCCAGCAAGGACUCUGCCCUCAGCCGGACAGGCUCUUUCAUAACCAAAGAGAAAAAGGACACAGUGCUGCGGCAGGUGCGUCUGGACCCCUGUGACCUGCAGCCCAUCUUUGACGAGAUGUUGCACAUUCUCAACCCUGAGGAGCUCCAUGUUAUUGAGGAGAUUCCGAUGGCGGAGGACAAGCUGGACCGCUUGUUCGAGAUAGCAGGGGUGAAGAGUCAAGAAGCAAGCCAGACGCUGCUCGACUCAGUCUACAGUCACUUGCCUGACCUUCUUUAGAUCUUUACAACAUCUCACUAUUGUCAGCUACAGAAACAACGCGACGGACACACAGAUGUGCGCUCACUCUGUUCCAUUGUGUCAUUUGGUGACAUGCACGUAAUAUUAAAACCUCUGGAAUGCUCAGACAGGAGUUUCUCUGCAAUCGAAGCCGCUCCUUGCGCUAGAAUUCACAGAGCGUGGAUGAAGCGUUCUCUUGUUUGUGAGCUCUUGACUGGAUACAGCUGGUGUCAGUGCUAUAACCUCUCUAACUUGCAGCAUUUUCUUGCACACACCUCAGCAUGAUGUCUAACUCAAAGCUAUAUGAUGUCAUUUAUGAACCGUUUUUGUAAAUUGUUAAAUCAAGCAUUUAGUCCUUUGAUGUUAUGUUAAAAUGUGUGUUUUUUUGUAUUACUACUUACAGAUUAACGCAUCCUAAUCAGCAAGGUAUUUUUGUUCCCUUUGUUUGUCUUUUUUAUGUUCUCAAGUAUUACCACUGUAGCUUUUUUAGAUACUAAUUUUGUGUUUUAUGUGAUUUCAAGGGCAUUGAAAAUCAUUCCAACUGGUUAUGAUACAAAUCAUGACUGUGGAUUAUGUGCAUUCACUAUACAACUCUCAAAAUAAGCUCCAUUCCCAUGUGCUUUUCCAAUAAAAGAGGACAAAAAGCAAGUAUGAUCGCUAAGUAAUUUCACAAAGGCUAGAGUACCACCAAGAGUCUAUUUCACAUUUAAAUGUAGCAUUUCAGUAUUGAUAUUGCAGAUGAUGAUAUGUAGUACAGAGAGAAUGUCUCUGUUGAACUCUUAAAUCAAGUCACUCUGGUGCUAGAUGUGAAACUAUGGGAUAGUGGUCGAUUUUAUCCCAAUAACAGGGUGUUUAUGGUCAUUUGACCACUGAACUUUAAAAAAAUAAA
Molecule: messenger RNA, 1362 nt
Organism: Sinocyclocheilus anshuiensis
Lineage: Eukaryota; Metazoa; Chordata; Actinopteri; Cypriniformes; Cyprinidae
Product: tumor necrosis factor receptor superfamily member 21-like
Exons: 2
Coding region: 48-473 (141 amino acids)
Biological process (GO): negative regulation of B cell proliferation; neuron apoptotic process; negative regulation of T cell proliferation
Cellular component (GO): plasma membrane
Source: RefSeq, a predicted model, not a curated record